Molecule: messenger RNA, 1400 nt
Organism: Pseudovirgaria hyperparasitica
Lineage: Eukaryota; Fungi; Ascomycota; Dothideomycetes; Acrospermales; Acrospermaceae
Product: Aldo/keto reductase
Exons: 1
Coding region: 186-1163 (325 amino acids)
Cellular component (GO): cytosol
Molecular function (GO): aldose reductase (NADPH) activity
Source: RefSeq, a predicted model, not a curated record
UGUUGAGAUGGCGUGAGUCGGAACGGACAGGGUGCACAAUGAUGCAAUCUCAGAACAGCCUAACGAAGGAUUCCCUCUAUUAAACAACAGUAUAUGCGUCGAAAGAGCGGACCCUGACAGCCCUUCAAUUUUCCGGGUCCUUGAAGGCUUAACACUAUCUAGCACGAAUCUCACGAAUUAACACCAUGGGAGGAAGAAGCGCAGCCGCAAACAGCAAGGUGUAUACCUUGAAUAAUGGCGUCGAGCUACCAGCAGUUGGAUUCGGUACAUUUGCGAAUGAGGGAGCCAAAGGUGAAACCUACACAGCGGUUACUGAGGCUUUGAAGACCGGAUAUCGACAUCUAGACUGUGCAUGGUUCUAUCAAAACGAACAUGAAGUCGGUGACGCCGUGCGAGACUUUCUACAAACGAACUCUGACGUCAAACGAUCUGAUAUCUUUAUCUGCACAAAAGUAUGGAAUCAUCUCCACGAGCCUGACGAAGUCAAAUGGUCCUUUGAAGACUCUCUCAAGAAAUUGAAAACCGACUACAUCGACCUUUUUCUUGUCCACUGGCCCAUCGCCGCUGAAUCCGACGGAAGUCAUAUGCCCAAACUAGGCACCGAUGGCAAGUAUAUCAUCAAAAAGACUCUGACUGAGAACCCAAAGCCAACAUGGCGCGCCAUGGAAGAAUUGGCGAAAUCUGGCAGAACACGCGCCAUUGGCGUAUCUAAUUGGACCAUCGAAGGCCUGAAACAACUGCUCUCAUUCGCAGCCAUUAAACCUGCUGUCAAUCAGAUCGAAAUACACCCUUUUCUUCCAAAUGACGCGCUCGUCACAUUCUGUUUGCAGAAUGACAUCCUUCCAGCUGCAUACUCUCCUUUGGGAUCUCAAAAUCAGGUUCCAAGUACCGGUGAGAAGGUGCGGACUGACCCAACACUGAAUGCAGUAGCCGAGCGCAGUGGGAACUCACUUGCGCAGAUUCUGCUGGCGUGGGGUCUGAAGAGGGGAUAUGUGGUGCUCCCGAAAAGCUCGACACCGGCACGGAUACGGAGUAAUUGGGAGAUUCCGGAACUAAGCGCGGAAGAUUUUGAGGCGGUGGAGGGGGUAGCAAAAGGGAGGCAUACGCGGUUCGUCAACAUGAGGGGUACGUUUGGGUAUGAUGUGUGGGCAGACGAAGUUUGAGAACGUGAGAAUGCGAAUCUGAUAGGUUUUCUCCUACCUUUCGACUUGCAUAUAUGCUCAUACCAAAGAUCAAUGUGCAUGAAAACCGUGACAUGCUCCUCCCUACAUCGCUGUCGCACCAUUGGCCAUACAUACACCAUCCUAGCCUAGAGUCUCAUGAACAAAUAGCAAUUGUUGGCAAAGACAUCCUAGCCGCAACUACCACCACGGUAGAUAAGGUACAGCGAUAUAUCGCAA